AUGUUGGAAUCUCUCUAUCUGUCGUAUUAUGAUAUUGAUGAAGUGGAAGCUAUGGUAGCAUUCCACGUACUGGGGAAGCUUCACAACCUGCGGGUACUGUGCUUGACUGCUGGGCACAAGCCAGUGUCUCCUCAUUUGAUUGCUCUGCCAUUCAGGAGCGGAAGCCUGUCAAAACUUGAAUAUCUUCAUUUGUCACAAAUCUCUGAUCUAGGAGAUGAUACAGUGAUAGCCAUCUCAACGGGGUGUCCUCAACUGCGAGAGCUGACAUUGAUUGAUUGUGGUGGGCUCACAGCUGCUGCCUUCCAGUUUAUCUAUUUACUCACAAAUCUGGAAAAGCUCGAAAUUGAAUCUUGUUGGAGCCUUGGUGAAGAAGCAGCUCACUACAUCUCUAUGGUGCCAGCAAUCCAUUAUAUGCAUUUCCAUACUAACCUAUGUGGUUCAGGAGAUAUGGGAAAAUGCUUUAAAUUUCCUCCCUCUCCAGGUUACUGCGAAGGGGUGACAAUAAAUACAUGGAGACUGUGUGGAUGAGAUGUGCACUCACAUGCCAGAGCUGCAAGCUGAAGAUAUCUGAG
This is a messenger RNA of Schistocerca cancellata (South American locust), 572 nucleotides long. RefSeq lists its product as uncharacterized. The coding region runs from base 1 to 528 and encodes 175 amino acids. The record is from RefSeq and is a predicted model, not a curated record. NCBI's taxonomy places the organism in Eukaryota, Metazoa, Arthropoda, Insecta, Orthoptera, Acrididae. The transcript has 4 exons.